AUGACGUCGGAGCUCGAAACCCUGGUACGUGGUAGCGGAGACUACAGCGUCCUUCGGAGCAAGUUCUUUACUGCCCGCGUUCCGGACGUAUACCCUGCGCAAAUUGUUCUACCCAAGACGACCGCCGAAGUCGUAAUUGCUAUCAACAGGGCGAAAGCCAAUGGGUGGAAAGUCGGGGUUCGAUCUGGAGGGCAUUUAUUCUUCUGCAACUCUCUCCUAGAAGACGGCCUGCUCAUUAACACGAGCAAUCUGAACAAGGGACUGGGAUUCGACUAUGCCACGAAGGUCGCCACUGUGAGCCCUGGCCACAAAGUGGAAGACGUCACCAAGUUUCUGCAACCGAUUGGUAGAUUCUUUCCAGCUGGUCAUUCGCGCUCUGUGGCACUUGGUGGCUUCCUGCUUGCUGGUGGUCAAGGAUGUUUCCUGCGCGGAUGGGGCUACACCUCGGAUCAGUGGAUUCAGCAGCUUGAAAUCGUCACUUCUGAGGGACAAAUCGUCAUUGCGAACAAGAAAGAGAACUCUGAUUUGUUCGGGGCCGCUCCUGGAAGCGGACAAGGCUACUUCGCGGUCGUGACCCGAAUUUGGAUCAAGACUAUACCACACAGAAAGCUGUACGACUUCACCACGAUAGUUGAUUCAACUGACAUCUUCCGCCCGUUGAUGAAAUGGGUACUAGAAACUAUAAGAAAAGUCCCCAAGUAUGGCGUGGACCUGUUCUACUGCACGUUCUAUGCCGACAAGGAUGAUCCAAAAGGUGGUCACGAGUCCGCUGCGAAAAGGGUGUUCUUUGUGAUCAACCAGACAAUGUUCGUCGACUCCUUCGCAGAAGCUGAAGUCUUGGCGAGUCCUUGGAACAAGUUUCCCGACCAAUUGAAACAACACAUUGUCACCACUGUUCCGCUUGCGGAGAGGACAUGGGAAGAACUUUGGGACCUACAAGAGAGCUUCCAACCCCAUGGCAAUGGCGAGAGAUGGACUGUCGAUAGCAUCCUGGUGGACCCAAAGGUCUCCGAUGAUGAGCUGAUCGAUGCCAUCACUCCGGCACUGCACGAUCUACCGUCCCGCCUGUCUUCCGGCACCUACUGCCCCAUCGACUACUAUCCAAGUGGAGAAGACCAAGCUCUAAGUCUACCACAAAGAACUUAUGUCUCCACCAUGUACUGUUGGAAGGAUCCCGCCUUCGAUACGAGUGUGGAUCAGCAAUUGCUACGCGCAUACACUCAGGCCGACAAAGUCUCUUGCGGGGUUUACGUAGCAGAUUUCAAUGUCAAAAGCAGAAAGCCCAAGGUAAUGACCGACACGAACCUGAAGAAGUGGCUGCAGAUCAGGGAGAAGUGGGAUCCAACGGAAAUGUUUGUUGGACAUCGAGGUUUCGCUCAGACCUUGAAGUUGUAA
Messenger RNA from Cercospora beticola, 1395 nucleotides. Its product is annotated as FAD-binding oxidoreductase. The record is from RefSeq and is a predicted model, not a curated record. Gene Ontology annotation, molecular function: FAD binding; oxidoreductase activity. Lineage: Eukaryota; Fungi; Ascomycota; Dothideomycetes; Mycosphaerellales; Mycosphaerellaceae.